Messenger RNA from Sphaerulina musiva SO2202, 261 nucleotides. RefSeq names its product cytochrome c oxidase polypeptide VIb. The coding region runs from base 1 to 261 and encodes 86 amino acids. The record is from RefSeq and is a predicted model, not a curated record. The transcript has 3 exons. Gene Ontology annotation, cellular component: mitochondrion; respiratory chain complex IV. Lineage: Eukaryota; Fungi; Ascomycota; Dothideomycetes; Mycosphaerellales; Mycosphaerellaceae.
AUGUCCGACGAUGAGGAUCGCGUUACCAUGCCAUUCAAGUUCGUGACAGGCUUCGACGCCCGCUUUCCGAACCAGAACCAGACCAAGCACUGCUGGCAAAACUACGUCGACUACCACAAGUGCAUCCUCGCCAAGGGUGAAGACUUCAAGCCUUGCCGCCAGUUCUAUCUUGCCUACCGGUCUUUGUGCCCGGCAUCUUGGAGCCAGAGGUGGGAUGAUCAGAGAGAGAACGGCACCUUCCCAACAAGAUUGGAUCAAUAG